Linum trigynum is the source of this 3293-nucleotide messenger RNA. Lineage: Eukaryota; Viridiplantae; Streptophyta; Magnoliopsida; Malpighiales; Linaceae. The record is from the annotation of a GenBank genome assembly.
CGGGACACCCCUAAACACACGUGGGUCCGCCACUGCCUAUAACCCUUCUUUUGUAGAACAGCUCACCAAAGCAUUUUCAAAAUAUAUAAAAGCAAACAAUGGUGCUACUACUCAUGAAAAAAAAGCCAAAUUAUAAUAACAAAAAUUAGAAAAAUGUGGUGACUAAGAAGCACAUAAAAAACCCCUAAAUAUGAGACCUCUAAAUAAACAAGCGAUAACCAUACUACAAGUAACGAAAUGAGGUUGGUCUUGAUUGUCAAAUAGUGACGGGAUAAGCUAUGUAUAAUUACGUGAUCAUUUUGUUGGUUGAGGACCUGGUAACCACUUAUUUAGAUAGCCCAAUUGAAAAAUUAAAAUACACAUUAGUUUAUAUUCUUUAUUACUCAAAUAUUUUUGUAUAUACUGAUUACAAUCUCAUAAUUCAUAAUGACAAAUAACAUUUAUAAGUCAAUUUUAAUCUAUAAAGAUAAAGUUGUGUGGCUUUUAGAGCCUAGUUAAGUUAUGAUGUAGGGGAGUUGAUUUUGUGGUGGUGGCCUCAUUUCUGUUCCCCCGCCGGCCCCCUACCAUAGUUACAGUGGACUAACAUCCACUCAACAGGAUUCAACCCUUCACGAACCAGAUCUCGCCACGUACGGGAUCGCGAGUGAGAGAGUACGACCCAGCCAAUGGGAACUCGAAACGUGGGCGACCGGUACUUAGGGGGAAUGAUGGCGCUGGACACCCCAGCCUUUACGGAGAUUGGGUCAGUGUCCUUUCCAAACAAGGGUAUCUUUCAGUGGCUGUGGGGACGGCCGACUGCCCCAAAAAGAUCCGACUACGAACCCGACUGGACCCCACCCCACCCCACUUCUUUCGCUCCAAUCGGGCCGCCCUAGUCCAGCCCAAGUUUUACUACCUCGCUUCAACUCUGGCCCGGACUGGGCCCAUUACCAUUAUUCCGGCCCGGAACCAAAUCCCCCCGAAACCGCACUAAAAUCAAUCGUCCUAUCCCACUCCCAUCAUUUUGAAAUUUUGAGCACUUCUGAUUUCCCCCCCUCUUCCCGGUUCAUCUUCUCUUCCGUUCUCCUCCGUCCACGGUCGUGAUGUUGGCAGAAUCCGGCGAAUCACCCUCCGAUCGGGACCCUCUCUUGCAGUGGCUUCUGUCGAUAAAAGAGGCUCAUGAUGGUGGAAACUUUUCGGAACUGGAAGAGCUUGUGUCGAACUGUAUUGACAAUUUCAAGGACGAUAUAAAGUACCGAGAUGAUCCCAGAUUCCUCCAGAUUUGGUUGCUCCAUUUGGAAAGCAGUAGUGACUUUGAAACAGUUUUCAAAGAGAUGGAGAAGAGAAAGAUAUGCAUACGGAGCUCUUUGCUUUACGAGCUGUAUGCAUGUCUCCUUGAAGGUAAAGAGAUGUGGCAAGAAGCAUAUUUGGCAUAUCAACUUGGCAUUUCAAGGGAAGCUGAACCACUGGAGAGGUUGAAAAGUGCAUGUUCACUUUUUCUUGAUAGAAUGUCUGAUAGAGUAAAUGCUUCCUCACUGGAAAAGAUUGAUGGCGAUGAGUCCAGCAGGUCAGAAACAUGUAUUAAUCCUUGGUCUGACUCCACAAUGGAUAACCUGUUGCAGAAGAUAAAACCUUUGCUUUUAAAAUCUGAUGGAUAUCAUCUAAGUAAUAAAGCCUACUCUGGGAAAGUGGAUUUAUCUUCACUCCGAGCUUCGUCAAAGAACAAGACGCUGGAGCUAGGUAAGAGAAAGUACCUAAUCAAGGGCUAUACUGGGCAAGGUCGUUUUGCCUUAGUAUUUAAAGCACAUGAUGACAGCACUCCUGAUGAGUACGUUGCACUGAAGAUACAAACGCCGCCUUUUCCUUGGGAAUUUUAUAUAUAUCGUCAGCUUGAUAAGCGUAUUCCAGACCAGCAAAGGUCAAGCUUCGGGUUUGCUAAACGAAUGCAUCUUUACUCGGACUACAGCGUACUUGUCUGUGACUACUUAUCCCAUGGGACACUUCACGACGUGAUAAAUUCCUUUUGGGUUGUUCGCAAACCCAUGGAGGAAGUGCUAUGUAUUUAUUACACCAUAGAGAUGCUAUGUAUGCUGGAAACUUUGCAUGACGUUGGCCUUAUUCAUGGGGAUUUCAAGCCUGACAACCUUCUUGUUCGCUGUGCCAGAGGUGAACUUAAAGAAGAUGAUUAUAAGAAACGAGAUGGCCAUUGGCGUGACCAGGGUCUCUGCCUAAUUGACUGGGGAAGGGCUAUAGACCUGCAUCUUUUCCCAAGCCACGUCGAGUUUGAAGGAAGCUGCCGGACUUCUGGCUUUCGAUGUGUUGAGAUGCAGGAGAACAAACGCUGGAAAUGCCAGGCUGACUCCUACAACCUUUGUGGCGUUGCACACCUGAUGCUACACGGAUCCUACAUGGAGAUAGAAAGGAAACGCACUUCAGAUGCAGACCACGUUUAUAUGCCUAGACUGCCUUUUAGAAGGUACUGGAACUGCAAGUUAUGGGAGAGGCUUUUUAAGGAGCUGCUCAACAAUGCCCCUCAUGAUGACAAGAUGUUACUGCGCGAUUUGAGGGAGUGCUUUGAAGAAUACCUGUGCUCGGAUCCCCAAUUAUUAAGGAAGCUGAAGGAUUUGCUGACAAAGCUAAAGCUUUUCUUGUGUUCUGCAUAGAUAGUGGUUUUCUCUGAUGUUUUCCUCCUCCAUGAGACCUCUCUCACAUUACCCUAGUUCAGCAACACGGCGGAAAUCACAAGGUUAGCUCCCAAUCCCAUGGACUACAAGUCUACAAUUGUUGCAUUUUCCUCAGUUUCUGCUUUGGUUAUUCUUCUUCCUUUCACUCUAUUACCCUUGCUACUGAAUUCUCUGCCGUUUUAAUUGGUUAUGUGCAGAAGCCAUGUAGCUGAAUUCUCUAUUGCACAUAAUUCGUGUAAUGUAUUGUCGUAGCCCAGUAAGGUGAAAGGGGAUGAAGUAGCUCACCGUUGGUGCCCAUCCUCGUCGAAGUGAUUGUGUGUUAGUUAUCUGAUUUCUUUACGGGAAGGUUUCUGUAUGUAUGCUAAUCUAUACGCAAAGAAUCUCUCUUUCCCGGUAUAUUUUUAGUUUCCGUUACAGUACUCCAAAUCCAAAUGAGAAGAAGUAUAUCUAUAUACAAUGUGCUGAGCAACAAACUUACUACGUAAUCGAGACAUCAAGUGGAACUCAUUGCGUAAUCAAGCUGCAAUUGUACAUAAUUUUAAGUGAGCCGAGAUUUGAUGAUUGAUAUUUUUUUUAGUUUGACUUUUAUCUCUAUCAUUUCAUUUUUUUUAGUAAAUUACAUGUUUUGUC